UGAUUUUCUCGCGCUCUUUUUGUCUAUUGCUUAUCACUUUUUAAGGCAAGACAGACAAGGCUCCUGCUUGUGAUGAAGAUGGACAUCACAGGCAUGAGGCGUGUGUCGUCUGCGGGGUACAGGCUGCAGCCGAGAACCACCGUGGUCCAACCCAAAAGCAGCCAGCCCCGGAUGGACCGGAGUCUGUAUGCCCAGGAAGAACGAGCUUCUCUGGGCACAAGCCAAAAGGACGCCGUGAAACAGGACAAUUUCUGGAGAGAGAUGGUGUGGAGGGAACGCAGAGGAGUCAAGGAAUGGGAGAAAAACUGGGACUUUCUAACGAAGAAUGAUCACUUGGGUGAAUCAAAGCAAGAGACACCUCUGCCCAGCUAUGUGUCCUUCUUCUCUGAUAAAGUCCCAUGUACCAGCAACCAAAUGUUUGGCAGCAGACUGUCUUCUCCAGUGGGGAAGGAGGUGCAGAGGCUGGACAGACUGUUCCUGUCCAGCAACAACCAGCGGCACAAAUUGGGCCCAGAGAUUCGGCCUACUACUGGCCUGAUUUAG
Messenger RNA from Boleophthalmus pectinirostris (great blue-spotted mudskipper), 543 nucleotides. It is a transcript of the gene cimip5, whose product is annotated as chromosome unknown C2orf50 homolog. The transcript has 3 exons. Bases 73 to 543 code for a protein of 156 amino acids. Lineage: Eukaryota; Metazoa; Chordata; Actinopteri; Gobiiformes; Gobiidae. The record is from RefSeq and is a predicted model, not a curated record.